AAUGGAAUGUCUCUUAUUAAAAUUAAGCGAAAAGAUGAAUUUACAAGUACCCGAAGUCAACUUGAGUGUCUUACCUUACGGAAUUGACGAAGAGUCGAUUAACUUGGAAUAUUUUUCAGAGGACGAAUUCUAUGUUACCGUUGAAAAGAAGCGUUUAGAAAAAUUUUUUAGGCCUAUUUUUAGAUCAUUUCAACCUUACUUCCUUGAGAAGAGAGACUCUUUCUCUUCGCUUAGAAUCAUCGAUGGAUCGAAGAGGAAAAAGAACUCUACAGAAACUUAUAUAUUCUCGCCAAAGAAGCUAUUCGACGAAAUUCAAAUCGACACAUCAAUCUCUGAAGUUUUAAUACGAACUUCAACAUCUACUCAAAAGUUUGAUAUGAAGAAGAACGUCGCCAUUAGAUUAGCUAAAUGGCCUAAAUUGUGCAGAAAGUGGCUACAGACUGCCUCGAAAUUACUCCCUCAAAAUCUUUAUGCAGAUAUACUCAACUGCGGUAUUUUACUCUCCAAUUCAGAAGUUCAAGCAUUAACCUGGAAAAUCUGCUUUGAUGAAAUUUCCAUAAAACUUUUAAACUAUUUCUCAAUUAGUCAUCCAAACCUGAUUAAAGCCUAUACUAUAGUUUUAUUAACAAUUCAUCAAAAGUAUAAAGAGGAUAGACAAGAUAAAUUAGCCAAGAAUUUACGUCAACAACUACGUACUGUUGUUUUUAAUUUAGCAUUUAAUCUCGACCAUUCAGGAUCGAUUGAAGAGAAUUCGAUAAUAAUUCUAGAUAAAUACGCUAGAUAUUUGAAGGAAAAGAAUCUAGUUUCCUUCUUUAUGGACAAUGUUGAUUUGUUAAAAAUAUAUCAGGAAAAAGACAUUGAAAUCUGUUUAGAAACAAUUCAAAAGGUUAAACACUGUUUCGCCUAUUAUAUUCUCAAAAGACGAGAAGAGGCAGGGGCAAGUUAUCAAUUUUUGAGAAUGCUACCGGCAGUUAUAACCAAAGUUUUUGUGUUCUUACUUUUAGCAAGCCUCGCCCUCAGUGAAUCAACAGACAUAGGUGAUGUUUUGAAGAAGUGCGAUCUAGAGGACAUUAAAGACGCCUUGGACGUUUGCAGUGAAUGUUCAAGUUAUCUACACGCUUGUUUUCAGAUAGAUUGUGGUCAGGAUCUCUCUCACAAUCAAACGUGUAUAUUAGAACACGUAAAAAUAGCUGCAAUCAAUGACAAGGAUUGUAGCAUAUGUGUCAGUCUACAAUACAAAUUGGACAGUGGGUGCUAUAAGUUAGUGAUUGAAGAAUCAUUAGGUAAUGACAACUAUUGGACAAACUACGAGGAUUAUGAAGAUCAGAGUAGUGGUUAUAACUGCGGUAUCUUUGAACCACAGAAUGAUGUUGAUAAAAAAAAAAGGAAAAGGGACAACAAGAACAAUUUUAUGUCACACAAAAUCGUUCUGUAUAUUUUAGUCAGUGUUACCUCAUUAUUGUUUGUAGCGUCGUUAGUUUUAUGGUGGCGAAAGACAUCAAAUUAUGACGGCUAUGAGACGACUAGAGUAUAA
Messenger RNA from Dimorphilus gyrociliatus, 1534 nucleotides. The record is from the annotation of a GenBank genome assembly. Lineage: Eukaryota; Metazoa; Annelida; Polychaeta; Dinophilidae.